AUGUUUUCCAGCCAUGCGGGCAUCACCUCCGAUGGAAUGUCAAAGGAAAGCUCGCUGUCUCCUGCGGCGCAAAAGGAUGCUGCUGGUCAAGCGGGAAGCGUGAGCUUCAACAACAUGGUGGAAGUGGAAGCUUUGGUCGUCCCCGUCUGCCCAGUUCAUCAUGGGAAGUUCAUGCAGUAUGAGGCCUUAUCUGAGCUCUUAGCCGACUUCCAGAAGCUCAAGACAAUGGCGCAGGAUCCUUCCACUUGUGUGGCUUCCUGCACGGCCUUCUGUAG
This is a messenger RNA of Symbiodinium sp. CCMP2456, 275 nucleotides long. The record is from the annotation of a GenBank genome assembly. NCBI's taxonomy places the organism in Eukaryota, Dinophyceae, Suessiales, Symbiodiniaceae.